GGGCGAAUUCAUGGCGUGCAGCCCGGUGGCCCUGUACGAGAGCGACCCGGACUGGUGCAAGACGGCGUCCGGCCACAUCAAGCGGCCGAUGAACGCGUUCAUGGUGUGGUCCAAGAUCGAGCGCCGGAAGAUCAUGGAGCAGUCCCCGGACAUGCACAACGCCGAGAUCUCCAAGAGGCUGGGCAAGCGGUGGAAAAUGCUCAAGGACAGCGAGAAGAUCCCGUUCAUCCGGGAGGCGGAGCGGCUGCGGCUCAAGCACAUGGCCGACUACCCCGACUACAAGUACCGGCCCCGGAAAAAGCCCAAGAUGGACCCCUCGGCCAAGCCCAGCGCCGGCCAGAGCCCGGAGAAGAGCGCGGCUGGCGGCGGUGGCGGCGGCGCGGGCGCGGGCGGCGCCAAGACCUCCAAGAGCUCCAGCAAGAAGUGCGGGAAGCUCAAGGCGCCCGCGGCCGCCGGCGCCAGGGCCGGGGCGGGCAAGGCGGCGGCGCAGCCCGGGGACUUCGGGGCGGCGGCGGCGGCGGCGGGCGACGAGGGCGCGCUGGGCGGCCUGCGCGCGGGCGGCGGCGGCGGCGCGAGCGGCAAGACGACGGUCAAGUGCGUGUUCCUGGACGAGGACGACGAUGAGGACGAGGACGACGACGAGCUGCAGCUAACGAUCAAGCAGGAGGCAGACGACGAGGACGAGGAGCCGCCGCACGCGCAGCUCCUGCAGCCCGCC
Molecule: messenger RNA, 718 nt
Organism: Dipodomys ordii (Ord's kangaroo rat)
Lineage: Eukaryota; Metazoa; Chordata; Mammalia; Rodentia; Heteromyidae
Product: transcription factor SOX-11-like
Biological process (GO): anatomical structure morphogenesis; positive regulation of transcription by RNA polymerase II; neuron differentiation
Molecular function (GO): DNA-binding transcription activator activity, RNA polymerase II-specific; RNA polymerase II cis-regulatory region sequence-specific DNA binding
Source: RefSeq, a predicted model, not a curated record